Messenger RNA from Patella vulgata (common limpet), 5175 nucleotides. RefSeq names its product TOX high mobility group box family member 4. The transcript has 9 exons. Bases 1023 to 2660 code for a protein of 545 amino acids. Gene Ontology annotation, molecular function: chromatin DNA binding. Gene Ontology annotation, cellular component: nucleus. NCBI's taxonomy places the organism in Eukaryota, Metazoa, Mollusca, Gastropoda, Patellidae. Gene Ontology annotation, biological process: regulation of transcription by RNA polymerase II. The record is from RefSeq and is a predicted model, not a curated record.
AGUUAGUGAUUGUGUUAUAUUAAUACCAGAUAGUAGAAGGAAGGAAACUGUUAAAUCAAUAUCGGACACUAGUAAAGCAAUAAAUCUCAAACUAUUCAUUAAUUGGUUAAAUCAGGCACCAUUUAUUGGCACUGGAGGACAGAAAUCAAUGUUAAUCAGCCAUACUUUGAAUCACGCCUUUGUUGAUGGGUGAUGUUUGGCAGUGUCGUGAGUCGCAUCCUAUGAAAUCAUUCAAGUGUAACAGGGUGAUGAUAGUUACCUUGUGAGGACACGGUUGGUUGAAAAGGUGUUAUUUUUUAAAACUCAAGUUGUUUACACUUUGUGGUACUUGUGUUUAAACAAACAAACAGUCUAAAUACUCUUGGUGUCUGUGUCAAGCUUUGCUCUUUCAACUUUCAAUUGUUGCAGUGAUCUUAAGACACUCUGAAGUGAAGCGAUUGGUAUACUGCGAUGUGUUAAGUCGUGAAAUCCAAAGUUUGAACAAACUGGAAAAUAGAUGUGAAGUGGAUAACGUUAAUAUUUUGUAUGAGAUUUUACAACAGAUUUAUGUGGUAUAGAUUCAGUUCUUGGAAUUCCACAAUAAACAUGCUGUCAAAUGAUGUUAAUGAACCAAAAAUUGCCUCUUUGCUUUGUUGAAAGUUUAAUUGAGUGAAAUUUGAUUGGUUUCGAGUGGAUGUGGUUAAUAUACUCUUUUAUUUAUAUCACACUAAGUCAUCAAGAAUUCCACCAAUCGAUCAAUUAGAAAAUAACAAUAGGAACGUUGAUGAAGCUGUACGCAACUUGAAAAGCUAUAUAUGAUCAGUAAAGUGAAACAAAUUAUAUAUAUCAUUUACUGGUAAUGAUUACAAUCUUAUAAACAUAUUGACGACCACCUGUCGAGGUACAGUGACGUUCAAUACACACAAUAUUAGAUCACUUCCAUAUGAUGAGCAGUACUGUCAACCAACUCGAUAUAACCAACCAUUCACUUCUCAAGUAAAUUUGAUGUAAUUGUGAUUUAGACGGAAAAUUCAGAAUAAGAAAUGGAAAGUUGUCACUUCGGAUCAAGUUUGGAUUUCAUUCCAUAUCAUAAUGUUUAUAAGAAGAACUGUACCAAUAAUUAUCAGUAUACAUGUACAAUGACAAAUACUGGGGGAGAUACUGGAGAUUAUUUAUCAGGAACAGGAUUUCAGGUACCAAGUUUUGGUGAUGAAGAUUUUGAUUUGCUCCAAGUUCCUCUGAUUUUGCCAUCAGAACAACCACAAGGCCAUGGGGUUUCUACAGAUCAUGAUAUGUUCAAUACACAGACACAACCUCUCUCUCAUCAACAAAUAACAAAUAUGGAGAAUUCUCAUCAAGUUACUAUGGCAUCAAAUAUGCAAACAAGAGAAUCCAAUGUGUUUACAAAUAUUGGAAACCCUAAUAAUGUAGCCCCAAAAUUUCCUCCACAGAACUUCUAUGACCCAGACAUUAAUAUGACAAAUGCAUUCCAAGGAAAUAAUACCAAUUAUGGUAACAGUAAUAUAUUUCAAAAUAUUGCUAUGACAACAAGUGGAAUGUUUCAAGGACAAUCAAGUCAAGGUCAGAUGGCGACCUCCGGCCAGCAUCAACCAUUAUCAACUAUCUGUCAUAGUCAGAUUACCAAUCAAUUAGGAUUUCAAACUCAUGGAAUAAACCCAGGAAUAAAUCCUGGAAUUACCCAAGGAAUUAAUCCUGGCAUUAUCCAAGGAAUGAACCAAGGAUCUCCAAUGGGGUCUAAUUCUACUUCAGUUUCUCCUAAUCGUGAAAGUACAAGUGAAGACAGUGAUGAUAGUCUACCACUAGCUCAGUUGGUAUCCUUGAAGAGACAAGCAGCCCUUGAAGCAAGUUCUUCAUUAGUUAAUACUAGUACUCCUAGACAAGUUCUUACAGCUUCUCCACCAGCAGAACCAGAAGUCAUCACAGCUCCACCUGCUACCAAAAAGAUGAAAACACCUAAACGAAAGAAGAAAAAAGAUCCCAAUGAACCACAAAAACCAGUUUCUGCUUAUGCCUUAUUUUUCCGAGAUACACAAGCAGCUAUUAAAGGACAAAAUCCCAGUGCUAGUUUUGGAGAAGUUUCUAAAAUCGUAGCCUCUAUGUGGGAUGGGUUAGAUCCAGAACACAAAAAUGUUUACAAGAAGAAAACGGAAAUGGCAAAGAAAGAAUAUCUAAAACAGUUGGCAGCUUAUAGAGCUAGUCAGGUAUCACUGGCCGCUGUUGAAGAGGCUAACACUAUGAAUGACAAAUCUCCGUCACCCCCCUACCAGUCACCACGGCAGAUGCCACAGAGUAAUCAAAGGAUGGGAGAUAACUCUCAAAUGAUGGCUCAUUCCAUGGAGCAGAUGUCACCACCCCAGGUGAUCAACUACAGUCCUCCACACCAACAGCAGUCAAUACAACAUAUACAGAAUACACAAUAUACCAAUAAUAAUAAUAAUGGUUUAUCAUAUCAACCUCAGCCCAUACAACAGAAUAAUUAUGGUGGAAGAAUAUUAAGCCCUGGUAUGUGUAUACGCAAUGGUUGUGCUAAUAAUGCUAUCAAUAAUCCUGGUUGGGAUGAGGAAUAUUGUAGUAGUGAAUGUGUGGUCAGUCAUUGUCGAGAUGUGUUUACAGCCUGGGUUGCAUCUAGACAAGCCUCAAGUUCAUUCCCUGUGAAAUAAGAUAUAUCUACAAAAAUUAGAUCUAUAGAACUUAUUUAUAUAUUGUAUUGUUUAAAAUCAAAAUAUGUUGGUAUUCAAGAUGUAAAGUUUUAUUUCUUAAUAUACUUAUAUAAAGAUUGGAAUACAUGAAUGAAAUGACACUCCUAAACGAAUCUGGCCAUAAUCAAGUUUUAUUAGUAACAGAUUUAUUUAAUGCUAAUUUUUCUCAAUGCAAGAUUUUUUAGAAAAAUGUAUCUUAUGAAUGACAGUAAUGGUCUGUAUCAUUUUGCCUGGAAUGGUUGAAAAUUCUUAAGUAAAUUUGACCAAUUUAGCUGGAUUUUAUGGACACAGAUGAACAAUUUUAUUUAAAUGAUAGAUGAUGUGUUGACUUAGGUUAAGACUAUGAGUGGCAUUUGCAACUUGUGCCUUGUUUGUUCAAUAAAGGCAAGUUGAAUAUCUAUAUUGUAUAUUAAUCUUCUUGUACCAUAGUAUUAAAAUAUAUAGUGGGGAUUAUUCACUGAUAUAUAGCAUUAUUUUAAUGUCAGUGUUAAAUUGUGUACAGUAUAUUAAUUAUAAUGCCUUGACUUAACAUUAGUACCUUUGCAAGAAUCUUACCCUUUUCUAUAUGCUGGUAAUUUUCAUUUUAAAACUUUGAAUUCUCUCUUCUUACGCUAUUUAUUAAAGAGAGAGAGAGAGAAAUGGGGUUUAAGUCCACUCGACACAAUCUUAUUUCAAUAAUUCGCUUAUUUAUUAAAACUAACAUGUUCCAAAAUGUUAAAGAUACUUUUCCACAAAAGUAUUUAUUGGGUGGUUAUUACAAUAAAAGUAUGGCAAUUUUGGUAUAUAUGGAAAGUCAAAAAAUCUUACUAGAAAAAUACUGAAUAAUUUAAUUAGGCUUCGAUAUUUAUAAUAAAUGGACAGCGAUUAAAGACAACAUCAUCUUGUAUAUGCAACGAAAUCUCCUCCUUCUUCGUACCAGUUGCUAGGUACCAUGUCAGCCAAGUCAUGUGACACAAACAUGACCUCUUUUGAUAUAUAUUUUUAUAGCAGGGGUUUUCCCUUGUGAAUACAAUGUUUUGAGAAGGAUGUGAAGCAAAAUUUUGAUAGAUUUAUUAGUUUGAAUAUGUUUUUAGUCCAAAUAUAUCAUCAAAUCACCCAUUUUGUAUGCGGGAAUGUAUCUUUAAGUGUCAAAAUUAAUGUGAGCAUAAAAGAUAAGCUAAGUAUACCUAACAGAUACCUUAUAGGUAUUUUUAAAAAGUCAUUCAUUCUUUUUUUGCAUGUAUUUGAUUUUGUUGGUGAAAUUCUAGCUUUGGUAUAAAUUUAUAAUCUAAGAAUUUUGAUAAUUAUAUAUUAUUUACAUUGAAAUUAAUAACUGGAAGUCUAAGUUGUAUUAACUAUUGUGUAACUGGGGAUUUUUGUGAGUUUUUUUUAAAAUGAAUUGUUUUUGUUAAUUAUUAAUGUACAUAUAUAAAAAAACAGAUAAAAAUGUCACUUUAUUUGUAUUUAUGUGAAUCUUGAAAUAAAUAAUAUUGAAUAACCUAUAUUUUACAUCCAACUCUUAUUGAUUAAGAUCUUAUUUUUUUUUUGAUAAAAUGUCAUUUAUGCAUUUUAUGUCUCUUAAUGUUUCUUUAUAGGAGCUAAUGCCUUUGAUGUAGGUCAGAAUAAAAGUAUUGAAUUGGGUAAUGUGUUAUUUCGAUUAUUGAUGUAUAAAGCUCUAUAAUGUUGAAAAAAAUUUGAAAGAUUAAGUAAAAGUCAGCUUUUUUGCUGACUUUGUUGCCAGUGGAAUUCAAAAUUUUCAACACAUAGUCAUCCCACAAAACAAUUUAACUUACAAAAUAGAGUGAAAUGAACAAUUUAUUUUUGACCCAAAUUAAAGAGGUAUAUUUAUUUUAAGUAAAUCAUGGUUGAUUAUAUAAAAAAUCUAAAUCAUUUAGUUGAGGCAUGUCAUUUUGCUGUGGAUCAGAAGAUCUGUUGUUUUAGUAUUAUAUUGAGAAAAAUAAUUUAAAUAUUUUAACAGAUUAUAAUUAUAAAUACACAAAGAAAAAGUUAGGCACCCAUAGGAUAUUUUAUUAUGACCACUGUUAAAACGUAUGUGGUUUGCAAGAAGAUACCUAUGACAAUUAGAAAACAUAAAAAGUUGAUCCUGUUUUGAGAUUUUAAUCUUGAUUUUGAAAAUCUCAAAACUUUUUAUGUUUUCUAACUGUCAUAGGUGUUUUCUUGCAAUCCACAUGCAUGUUUUGCUGUGGUUAUGUUAUCAGGAAUCCAGUAACAAUGCUUGCAUAACAAGUUAUUGUGAAAUAUGCAGGGGAUGCUUAAUUGUUUUCUUUGUGUAUUAUCAUGUAAAAACACCCCUACAUGAAUAGUCUGUCUACAAGUAGGCUCACUAUCUGUUAAUUAUAUUUCCAUUUUCACAUGAUCUCAGUUUGUAUAUGAAUAUAAAUAGCUUGUAGAGCUACUUGGCUUCUAAGAUAAAUAUCAAUUUUAUGUCAAUGAGAUUAAACUUUAUUGAAUUAAAAUAUAUUUGUCAUACAUGUGA